AUGCCGCUGGAGAAAAUCUACGUCACCCGCCACGGGUUCCGCUCCAAUUGGCUUGUCGACCCUGCCACGGGGGCCUAUCAUGCAUACCUGCCGUCACCAACAGGCAUCCCCGCCGACCCAACACUCACCUCCCAUGGCGUCAAGCAGUCACGAGAGUUGGCGAAACACCUCAUGACUCUCGAUCCGCCCAUUGACGCAGUGUAUUCAAGCCCCUUCUAUCGCUGUCUGGAGACGUUGAAACCAUUUGUCGACCUGGCCGCUGACGAGGCACGCCGCUAUGCUGAGUCGGAGCGCCAGGCCGAGCAUCCCACACAGACCCCAGGUGAGUCCCAUCCAGGGGAGCACCUUUCGGUACGCCAGGAGGACAUCCGACCCCUGUCUUGGCCUGGCGCCAACGUGGCCGCGAAGAUUCGUCCCGAGCAUGGCAUUCAGGAGUGGUUUGGCUCCGCUCCCUUCGACCAUCCUCGGCCAGCCACAACAGCUGUUCUGAAGUCGCUCUUUCCCGCCAUUGACGAGACAUACCAGUCCACAGUGGUGCCCUCGUCGAGGGGCGAGACGUUGGCCGAGCUGCAGCUUCGCGUCGCCGUGGCGCUCAAAGCCAUCAUCGAUAGCUGUGAUGCCGACGGGACCCGCGCCGUUUUGCUGUGCACCCAUGCUGCCGUGGUCAUCGUUUUGGGUCGUAUCUUGACCGGUCAGGCGCCGGUCAACGUCGAAGAUGAGGACUUCUACGCCUACACCUGUGGGCUGAGCGUCUAUAGCCGUCAGCCCGCUCUUGCGCGCGGUCUCGGCGACUCGUGCAGAUCGCCCGCGUCAUCAUCCUCGUCUUGGGCGGUUCCGGUAGCGGAGACCGAAUCGGCGGGUCUCAUCGGGGGGUGGAACUGCGAACUCAACAGCGACUGCAGUUUCUUGAGCGGCGGUGCCGAAAGAGGAUGGAAAUUCGCUGGGGACGAAUCAUUUCCGGGCACGGGGUCCCUGUCCCAAGGCGAGCCCAAACUAUGA
This is a messenger RNA of Purpureocillium takamizusanense, 999 nucleotides long. RefSeq names its product C6 zinc cluster transcription factor-like protein (gene TFC7). Bases 1 to 999 code for a protein of 332 amino acids. The record is from RefSeq and is a predicted model, not a curated record. The transcript is spliced from 4 exons. NCBI's taxonomy places the organism in Eukaryota, Fungi, Ascomycota, Sordariomycetes, Hypocreales, Ophiocordycipitaceae.